CUAUUGGAAGAGUGUAACGGCCGCUAUAUGACCAUUGUCCAUAACCUGCAAUACAAAAUGUUUGCAAUUAAAGGUUCAGUACACCAUGAUUUUGAGGAGCCUAGCUGA
Molecule: messenger RNA, 108 nt
Organism: Haemonchus placei
Lineage: Eukaryota; Metazoa; Nematoda; Chromadorea; Rhabditida; Trichostrongylidae
Source: the annotation of a GenBank genome assembly